This is a messenger RNA of Dovyalis caffra, 261 nucleotides long. The record is from the annotation of a GenBank genome assembly. Lineage: Eukaryota; Viridiplantae; Streptophyta; Magnoliopsida; Malpighiales; Salicaceae.
AUGUCAGUCUCAAGAUACCUGUUAGCCGGACCAUUCUAUCAGAACUUCCAGCAAAGGGAUUUAAUACAAGAAGCAAGGCCUUCGCAUGAGGAUCAGGAGGCCGAAAUGCGACCAAAACCAUCGAAUUCCCUCAAUUCACCUGUAAGUGUUCCAUGUGUGUUUUCCUUCUUAAGCGACACUAGCACAUGCAAGCUUGAGCGUUGGGAGCAGCAAAGCCAAGAAGAUAUGGACAUUAUUUAUGUGUGGCUUCAGAGAAAUUAA